Messenger RNA from Osmia bicornis bicornis, 4424 nucleotides. It is a transcript of the gene Ets65A, whose product is annotated as transcriptional regulator ERG homolog. NCBI's taxonomy places the organism in Eukaryota, Metazoa, Arthropoda, Insecta, Hymenoptera, Megachilidae. Gene Ontology annotation, biological process: cell differentiation; regulation of transcription by RNA polymerase II. Gene Ontology annotation, cellular component: nucleus. The record is from RefSeq and is a predicted model, not a curated record. The transcript has 6 exons. Bases 743 to 1795 code for a protein of 350 amino acids. Gene Ontology annotation, molecular function: sequence-specific DNA binding; DNA-binding transcription factor activity, RNA polymerase II-specific.
GAGGCCCGGAAGCAGGCAAUUUGCUGGCCGCGGCGGCCGCAGUUGCGCGAGACAACCUGCCCGGAGUACCUUCUUCUUGAUAUCGGGUCCAGCCUCUUCUCCGUCUCGAUAUCCGACUACUCGUCCGAGUGUCACUUUCCAUCGACGUUCAACUCAACCAUCAUUUUCUUCUCCAGUGUUCGAUCAAGACCGUAUGGUGACCAUUCGGUUCAGUGAAAUUCCUCAAAGUUGGAAAAUAAUGCUCUGUAUUCGAUUUCUUAGAGCCUUUUCAAACAUUAAGAUUGCCAGAUGAACCAAGAAGAACUGGUGGAAAAUUUACAAAGAGCCCGCAAGUGGUGAAAAAGAAAAUUUCAAGAUUUGAAAAUUUUAGAAAAGAUGCUGAAUUGGAAAAAUAUCCGAACGGAUGGAACGAAUUCGUUAUCGUUCCCAAGUACAUAUCACGAUAUUGUAUAAUUUUAAUAAUACGUUGGAAUAUUGAAGAUAAAUAAUCAAAGGAUAGAGGAGAAAUAAUUAUUGAACGAACCGAUAACAACUAACAGGACAAGGAAAUCGUGUACUCGGAGACCGCCGGAGGUGCACCGUGAUUAUGUGAACAGUUUUGUGAACGUGAUUAAAUUGACCUCGAUACAUUGUGAACAUCCGCGCGUCCAUUUCGAGCUGUUUGCUUUGUUUCGAGAUGAAACGAUGAUGCUAGAAGACAGCGGGGAUUUCUGAACCUUUAUUUUAUUUCAACGAUCUAUCGAUGGUUAACGUGGACGGUGUGCAGAUCGCGUUUUAUCGUGGACAUCGUCGCAGCGACAGCAGGGGUUCUUUGGUGAUGUACGACAGCGCUAGCUGUUCGUACGCAGGUGCGCUCGAAUUAAAGGGAGCCUCCGGGGCAGGAGCCGCGGCCGCGGCCGCAGGUGUAACCGCGGCCGGCGUUAAGCAGGAGAAUUGGCCGUAUCGCGGUCUUACCUGCGGCAGCACCUUUCAAAGAUUAAAAGAAAGCGUCGACAAAGCUAAACAAGCCCUCGCCGAUCGAGGUGGAUAUCUAUCCGGUGCUUUCUCACCGCCGCCACGUGCCAAUCCAUCCGCCAUUUCGCCGACCGCCUCCAUCACCGAUGCCAGCAGCUCGUACAAAGGAGGCUGGAGCCACGCCACGUCACCAGCCCCUGGACAGGGAUACGGAAGCAGCUUAUCCAAGUCAGCAUUGGACACGCACACCCACCUCAGGCAGCCUGAUCCCUACCAAAUGUUUGGAGCGACGAGCAGCCGUCUGGCGAGCUCCGGUUCCGGUCAGAUUCAACUGUGGCAAUUCUUACUCGAGCUACUGUCAGAUUCGAGUAACGCAGCGUGUAUUACGUGGGAAGGAACAAACGGCGAAUUCAAGUUGACUGACCCUGACGAGGUGGCGAGACGUUGGGGCGAAAGGAAGUCCAAGCCUAACAUGAAUUACGACAAAUUGUCGAGGGCUUUGAGGUACUACUACGACAAGAACAUCAUGACGAAGGUCCACGGCAAGAGGUACGCGUACAAAUUCGACUUCCAGGGUCUGGCAGCGGCGACUCAACCAGCAGCCGCGGACCCAGCCGCGUACAAAUACCAGAGCGAGUUGUUCAUGUCCGGUUACGGGCACGCUAAAUUGAACCUCAUGCCACCACCGGCCGCCUCGGUGUCGGUCUCCGUUCCAGGAGGACUGUUCCAAUCAGCCUCCAGCUACUGGUCCACGAGUCCAGGUGCCAACCUGUACGCGGGACACCACACGGCCUCAGGCCAUGUGCCGCCUCAUCUGGGCACCUAUCCCCAUUACGCAUGACCCACCGCCGAACACUGGGGCGCCCUGGGUACGCCACGUUAAAACUUUCUACCAAGAGAAUUCAAAGACCGUCGCCAUCGCGGUCAACCUGUGCCGUCGGCCUGUGUAUCCCAACAAUGAUCGUAUUUCGGAAUGGGAUCGUUCAUGGCUCGUUCGAUGGGUGUCGUUGAUCGAGUGUCCUCUGUUAUACUAAAAAAAGAUUUUCUUUUUUACAAUUUCUUUAUCUUUUAACUGUUGAAUUUUAUUAAAUUUCUGAUACCUGUCACCGGUGCUCCUCGUAGCAUUCAAUGCGUCAAGGAUUGAUUUUCUCAUUUCAAAUGUUCAAUGUAAUUUUCAUUUCGGUGAGCUUCAUUGAUAGUCGACGUGCAGAUUAGACCUGGAUAAAUAAACAGUGACACUAUGAAUUGAUUGUCAUCUACUAAACUUGCAGAAGGAACAAGUUUCAAAGCGCAGGUGGACAGAUUAAACGACAGAACCGAUCAACGCAAGCAUCCUUCCUGUCGCGAUCAUUCGAUCCACUUCCUUGGCAGCAAGUUGACCAACGUGGAUCGACUGUUCCAGAUGCAUCCGUUCAUGGCCGACGGUACGCUCGAAUUAUUGUAAGAACGUUGUACAUACAAUAUAAUGGAUUACGUAAGUACAGGGUACGUUCGCAAGACUAUUCUCGUCAAUCGUUUUAUCUCUUCGGCGUUUGAAACGAAUAUCAGUUAGAAACUAUACAUGAAUUACUUUACGCAAACGGAAAGAGUCUGUCAAAAAUUCACGAACCUUGAUUUUCUAUUCGUUUCUGAUCCAUUGCAAGAGAAAAUAAAUCGUGUGUCGAGAAUUAUCCUGUCCGAGAAGACGUCGCCUUGUACACUAAUAACAAACCGGCGUACUUCCGCUGAGGAACGUCGGCAUUUCCGACUGGAUGGAAUCGAACAUGCUGCUCAUUUUGACGCGUAGACAACUCUUUUUUUUUUUAUCGUUCGAUCGAUCUAAUCAAACAUGACAAUUAAUUGAACUCCAAAAAAGCAAGAAGAACGUUCCGUUGAUAAAAAUGUGUCCAUGUUCGAUUCGGGCCAAGAGUAAUGCGUGUAUUAUAAACUCUUUUAACUUAUUUGUUACAUAACGAAGUGUAGAUAGAGAAACCGCAUGUCGUCGUUCGUGAAAAUCAUCGCGAGACACGCUGCUCGUAGUUGGCGCACAUUCAAAGGACACACUACGGUUCUCAUACGUUCUCUAUGCCACGCGCAACAAUUUUACAACGAAGUUCGCGCUAACGUGUUUCAGUGUUACUCGGGACUGUGUGUAUGCGUGUGUGAAUUAACACCUUAUCAAUCGACAGUUGAAAAGCACUUAACAAACUCCUGAUUCGCUUCUGACUCGAUGAAAAUAAUAAAAUUAAGAAAAUCUUACUUUUAUUUAUAUAAAGGUAGAUAAGGUGUUAACCGCGAGCGACCAACGAAAUUUCUACGUUGAUUAGAAUUCAACCAGGAAGUUUCAUUUUCUCUUCAUCUUGCCCCCUCUUUUUUAAGAAUUCUUCAUUUCGUCGAGUUCGUAUCUAGUACCUGGUAAGAGAAGCAACAGUAAAGUGGCACAGUAUAAACAAAAAGAGAAAAUUGAUUGAAACAGAAUGCAAACCUGGAUCGAGCCGCGCGUGUCCGUCGGUCCAUGGCGAGGCUACAUUGAUAAAGUACAACAAGUCGAGUCAUAUCAAAAAUCCCGAGCCGCGUUCACCGUCGUUUCUCACCGACCAUAGCCAAGAGAUGCGGUCGCUCUAUCUAUGUACAAAUGCAAGGGGUAGGUCUCCAGGAAUCCCUGGGAACCGCAACGGUGGAUCGAGAGCAGACGGCGAUCCAUCGGGCACUGAUCCGACGGCGACCUACCCCGUUGGAAAGGUGUACCUCUGUCGAAGAAGCAAGUUAUUUCUUAAGUCGUAUACUGUAUCAUACCAUUCGUAAGCAUCCCUAGAAUUACUCUAACAAUUUAGUAUACCAACCGUCGGCCGUUCCAUGGGGUACACCGUAACGAUGGUUCUCCAAGAUGUUGCUCUCCAACGAGAUGGCUUCAUGGAACGUCGACGGGCUCUAAUGUAGAUAGGGUGUUUUCAUGUGUAGCGUAGGCGUGUAGGGAUUAUAGUCUUAGCGCGAGGAUGUAUUUCAACGUGUGAUUCCGUGUGCCUGCCUGUGCAAAAGAGUAACGUGAGAUUGAGAAAAAUAGAACGUACAAAGAGACAGAAAAUUUGGAACGAGUGUAGCGUGCAUGGCAGAGGCGUGAUUCUUAAACUGGAAUACAGAACGAUGAUCGUAACGAUGACGAAGCUGAGGAUGAUGGAUGAGAGGGUGGACGAGGGGUGUCUGGCUCUAGCAUAGACCGCGUAGGCUAGGUAGAUAAGCGACCCCUUCGAACUGCGAGAGAUGGCGAAGACCUUGAUCGAAAGAUGCGGGUUGUUUCCUUUCUGCGCGAAGAAAUUGAAGAUGAUGGAAAACGAACGAAGAGCAAGCAAGAUGGCGAAGAGGCCGAGCAGAAGAGUGCGGUGGGUGGGAAGGGGCGCUGUUGUUGUUCUUGUUGUCGUGCGCUUGUAUUAAAGUCGCCAUGUUCUAAUUAAACGUGCCGACGGGGUUGUAUCAGUCGUCGGCAAAAUCAA